CACCACUAAGGGGUGUCCCGCUUCCUCGGAGGACUGAGGCCGCCACAGCGGAGACGAGGAGCUGUCUGGAUCCCAAGUGAUGGUGGUUUACACGGAGGACCAGCUGUGCGCUGUACGACUGGUUAGCACGGUGGAGCCGGUAGCGGCACCUGCUGGCUGGCGGGUGUGAACUGCAGGAUCUCAGCGUCUCAACCCAAGAGGAAGCAUGUCUAAAAAAGGCCGGAGCAAGGGCGAGAAGCCCGAGGCAGAGACAGAUGCUGUGCAGAUGGCCAAUGAGGAGCUGCGGGCCAAGCUGACCAGCAUUCAGAUCGAGUUCCAGCAGGAGAAGAGCAAGGUGGGCAAACUGCGCGAGAGGCUGCAGGAGGCCAAGUUGGAGCGCGAGCAGGAGCAGCGGCGGCACACGGCCUACAUCUCCGAGCUUAAAGCCAAGCUGCAUGAGGAGAAGACCAAGGAGCUGCAGGCGCUGCGCGAGGUGCUCAUCCGGCAGCACGAGCAGGAGGCUGCGCGCACCGCCAAGAUCAAGGAGAGUGAACUGCAGCGGCUGCAGGCCACGCUCAACGUGCUGCGCGAUGGCGCUGCGGACAAGGUCAAGACAGCGCUGCUGGCGGACGCCCGCGAGGAGGCGCGCCGGGCCUUCGAUGGCGAGCGCCUUCGGCUGCAGCAGGAGAUCCUGGAGCUCAAGUCGGCUCGCAAGCAGGCUGAGGAGGCACUCAGCAACUGCAUGCAGGCCGACAAGACCAAGGCAGCCGACCUGCGCGCAGCCUACCAGGCACACCAGGAUGAGGUGCACCGAAUCAAGCGCGAGUGUGAGCGCGACAUCCGCAGGCUGAUGGAUGAGAUCAAAGGAAAAGACCGUGUGAUCCUGGCCUUGGAGAAGGAACUUGGCGUGCAGGCUGGUCACACCCAGAAGCUGCUUCUCCAGAAGGAGGCUUUGGACGAGCAGCUGGUCCAGGUCAAAGAGGCAGAGCGGUACCACAGCAGUCCAAAGAGGGAGCUCCCGCCAGGCAUUGGGGACAUGGCGGAGCUCAUGGGCGGCCAGGACCAACAUAUGGAUGAGCGAGAUGUGAGGCGAUUUCAACUAAAAAUUGCUGAACUGAAUUCAGUGAUACGGAAGCUGGAAGACAGAAAUACCCUCUUGGCAGACGAGAGGAAUGAACUGCUGAAACGCUCACGGGAGACGGAGGUCCAGCUGAAGCCCCUUGUGGAGAAGAACAAGCGAAUGAACAAGAAGAACGAGGAUUUGCUGCAGAGUAUCCAGAGGAUGGAGGAGAAAAUCAAGAACCUCACGAGGGAAAAUGUGGAGGUGAAGGAGAAGCUGUCUGCCCAGGCAUCUCUGAAGCGCCACACCUCCCUGAACGACCUCAGCCUGACGAGGGACGAGCAGGAGAUCGAGUUCCUGAGGCUGCAGGUGCUGGAGCAGCAGCACGUCAUCGACGACCUGUCGCUGGAAAGAGAACGGCUGCUGCGCUCCAAAAGGCAUCGAGGGAAAAGCCUGAAGCCACCCAAGAAGCAUGUUGUGGAGACAUUUUUUGGAUUUGACGAGGAGUCCGUGGAUUCGGAGACGUUGUCAGAAACAUCGUACAACACGGACAGGACAGACAGGACCCCGGCCACGCCCGAGGAAGACCUGGAUGAUACCACGACCAGAGAGGAGGCUGACCUGAGGUUCUGCCAGCUGACCAGGGAGUACCAGGCCCUGCAGCGAGCCUAUGCCCUGCUUCAGGAGCAGGUUGGGGGGACGCUGGAUGCCGAAAGGGAGGCCCGGACUCGGGAGCAGCUACAAGCUGACCUACUGAGGUGUCAGGCCAAGAUCGAAGACCUGGAGAAGUUACUGGUUGAGAAGGGACAGGAUUCCAAGUGGGUUGAAGAGAAGCAGCUACUCAUCAGAACCAACCAGGACUUGCUGGAAAAGAUUUACAGGCUGGAAAUGGAAGAGAACCAGCUGAAGAACGAAAUGCAAGACGCAAAGGAUCAGAACGAGCUGUUAGAAUUCCGAGUGCUAGAACUCGAAGUAAGAGACUCUAUCUGUUGUAAACUCUCAAACGGAGCAGACAUUCUCUUUGAACCCAAACUGAAAUUCAUGUAAAGCUCCCAGAUGUUUUCAAGCAUGUGUAAAGGGGACAUGUUAUAGUUUCUUUCUUUCUUUCUUUUUUAAAUCUGUAUGUUCGGAAUACUUUCACUGCCUUAAUGUUCUGGAGAGAAUGCUCACGGAAGUCUAUGGACAUGUACCAGAGCUAAUAUAUUUAUUGCCUACAGCUUGUU
Messenger RNA from Tupaia belangeri chinensis (Chinese tree shrew), 2262 nucleotides. RefSeq names its product janus kinase and microtubule interacting protein 1 (gene JAKMIP1). Gene Ontology annotation, molecular function: microtubule binding; GABA receptor binding; kinase binding. The record is from RefSeq and is a predicted model, not a curated record. The transcript is spliced from 13 exons. NCBI's taxonomy places the organism in Eukaryota, Metazoa, Chordata, Mammalia, Scandentia, Tupaiidae. The coding region runs from base 206 to 2086 and encodes 626 amino acids.